Messenger RNA from Teleopsis dalmanni, 507 nucleotides. RefSeq lists its product as uncharacterized. The transcript has 4 exons. Lineage: Eukaryota; Metazoa; Arthropoda; Insecta; Diptera; Diopsidae. The record is from RefSeq and is a predicted model, not a curated record. The coding region runs from base 1 to 507 and encodes 168 amino acids.
AUGCGCAUUGAUGCUAAUUUACGAGGACCGUUCUUAUUAUGGAGUCAAGAAGAAAAUUUUAAAUUACAAGAAAACAAUUUAAGGCAUUUCAGUGAAUUUGAUUAUGAUAACAUUUAUAAAAGUUACUAUGAAAUUAUUAUAUAUGUGCGAAAUAAUACAAAUCGCUUGGAUGAUAUUAACUGGCCGAAGUUUAAAAACUUAAUUAAAAAUUCCCAAUAUACCUAUUGGCCUCAAAAUCAACUUAUUGCUGAGCCUUUUGACUACACCAAUAAUGUCACGGUUAUAACUCUAAGUAAUAAUCCAUUGGAUGAAGAUGCACAAAUAGUUUCGAGUUUUAAAAAAUCAAGCACAAUUAAUGGUAUUGGAAAGGUACUCGGAAUUUUAGUUUAUAAUAAAGAACCAGCACAUUGGAUAUCAAAACGAGAAGUGACAGAAAAAUCCACUACUACUAUUCAACCACAAACAGAUGAGAAUGAUAAGAGUUUUAUUUACUUGGCUGGUGUUUAA